GGGAGGCACCGCUCUUGCAGCAGCACUGCCAGCGCGGAUGAGGUGCUUUGAAAGCACCCUCAGACAGGAAGACCAACCCUACUGGUGAACAAGAAAACAAUUAUACCUUCUGGACUAGAAGCAAGAAACUAUAAAACUGUGCCAAGCUGCUACUGCACCCCAGGUUUAGGCUUGUGACAUGGCCACAGAUGUAGCUGAGCCUGUGGUCCCUGACUGCAGAGGAGACGUAAGGAGUGGUGCCAGGUCAGAUGCUGACUAUCCUCUUCGGGUUCUCUACUGCGGAGUCUGUUCAUUGCCAACAGAGUACUGCGAAUACAUGCCUGAUGUGACUAAAUGCAGACAAUGGUUAGAAAAGAAUUUUCCAGAUGAGUUUGCAAAACUUACAGUAGAAAAUUCACCUAAACAGGAAGCUGGGGUUGGAGAAGGCCAAGGAACUGCGGGAGAAGAAGAGGAGAAGAAGAAGCAAAAGAGAGGUGGAAGAGGUCAGAUAAAACAGAAAAAGAAGACUGUACCACAGAAAGUUACAAUAGCUAAAAUUCCUAGAGCAAAGAAAAAAUAUGUCACAAGAGUAUGUGGCCUGGCAACGUUUGAAAUUGAUCUUAAGGAAGCACAAAGGUUUUUUGCUCAGAAAUUUUCCUGCGGUGCCUCAGUAACGGGAGAAGACGAAAUCAUCAUUCAGGGGGAUUUUACAGAUGACAUUAUUGAUGUAAUCCAGGAGAAGUGGCCUGAGGUGGAUGAUGAUAGCAUUGAAGAUCUUGGAGAAGUCAAGAAGUAAUAGUGAAAGACUACCUUUAUUUAAUUAUAUGGUUAUAAAUGAUGUAGCCAAAGUGAGGCUUCUAAAUCCAUUUGCUCUGCAGUGAAACUGUGGAGAACCCAUAUCCUUGGCAUUUUCACUGUUCUGUAUAGGCUGCUUGGUUUUUUUUGUUGUGAUAUUUGCCAAAGUUAAACUGGGGUUCUAUCAUGCUUACGCAUGA
Molecule: messenger RNA, 974 nt
Organism: Egretta garzetta (little egret)
Lineage: Eukaryota; Metazoa; Chordata; Aves; Pelecaniformes; Ardeidae
Gene: DENR
Product: density regulated re-initiation and release factor
Exons: 9
Coding region: 179-775 (198 amino acids)
Biological process (GO): formation of translation preinitiation complex; translation reinitiation
Molecular function (GO): translation initiation factor activity; mRNA binding
Source: RefSeq, a predicted model, not a curated record